GGCAUACUUAUACUCAAUGAUGAUAGUGGUCAAAUAACAGCUACUAUUGAGGCCCAGUAUAGACCUGACCAGACUCGAAUAACAAAAGCUAUUCUUCAGAGGUGGUUGGAGGGAACUGGGAGGACACUACAAUCCUGGGCCACUCUUAUUACUGUAUUGAGAGAGGUGGAUCUCAAUGUUUUAGCAAAGCAUAUCAAAGACAACUUAGCGCAGGAACAGGAUCCAAAUCAUGGGGGCCCCUCUUCAAUCCCAAGUCCCUCACCUAGUGGGAGAGGUAAGAGAAAAAGAAAGGCUGACUCAAGGAGCAAGCCUUCCACAAAGCAAAGAAAAAACUAGCCAUGGCUAACUUCGAUAUAAUUAUGGCUAACUUUGUAUAAGCGUAGCUAAUCAUAAUUAUGCAAUAUAUUAUUCUUUUCCUUGGUGUGACAAACAGAAUAAAAGCCAACAAUUUUG
This is a messenger RNA of Geodia barretti, 453 nucleotides long. The record is from the annotation of a GenBank genome assembly. NCBI's taxonomy places the organism in Eukaryota, Metazoa, Porifera, Demospongiae, Tetractinellida, Geodiidae.